AUGGCGAGUGCAGCUGUGGUGGAGAAGAGCUGCGGUGCUGGUGGCGCAGGUUCGAAUAAAGCGGUUUUGUGCAAGAGCUGUCCCCAGUGCCGUAUAUCAUCGAAUUUCGUGACACCCAGUAACGUGUGGGUGGAAGAUAAAGAACAGAAAGAUAAAAUUAUCAAUGACUACAAAGAGAAAAUGAGGAAGAAACCUUGCAAGUACUUUGACAUGGGUCGGUCCAAGUGUCCGUUUGGUGACUCUUGCUUCUACAAACACGCCUACCCAGAUGGCAAGCUGGCGUCACCAGAGAAACCAGGCUCUCGGCGGCACCGAGCCGACGCCGAUGGCACCAUAUCCUGCAUAUCGGAACAGCUGCUCUGGGAGUUCAUUUCCGAGCGAGAGCAAGCGGCCGCCGUCGCUAUGGAGGUCUUUGACGACGACUUCUACAACAUGAUCUGGACAUCGUCCGACUCCGAUGACGACGACGACGACGAUUUCGCCAUCUUUACUGAUGUCCACGAACAUUUUCAAUUCAUGUACAAUGUUGGAGUCGUCGGAGACGACGAUGACGAUGACGAUGACAACAGCAGCCGUGGUGACGACGCUGAUAUAGACGAGAGCAACGACGACAACGCCGACGCCGAGGACGAGGAGAAUGGAAACGAUGCAGAUGCAGAUGAUGAUGAUGACGACGAUGACGAUGAUGAUGAUGACAGCUGCAACAGUGUUGGCAACAUCAGCAGUAGUAUUAGUAGUAGUGGUGGUGACAGUUGUAGAAGCAGCAGUAGCAGCAGCAGCAGCGGCGGCGGUAGGUGCCGCAGCGGUCGCAGUUCUGCCGCAGCAGCCUCCUGUGACGCCGACGCCGACAACAACAACAGCAGCAACGAUGACGGCGGAGGCGGCGGUGUCGGCAACAACAAGGCUUGUGGUAAUGAGGGGAGAGUGGCGGGAGGAGGAGGAGGAGAGGAAGUGAGUGAGGGGUUGAAGGAAGAGAGUGAAAGCAACUGUGAUGGUAGGAGGAAGAAGGAAAAUAAGGACAAAACGCAUGGAAGGACAGAACGAUCUUGAGGAAGACUUAUUAUUAUUACUAUUAUUAUUAUUAUUAUUAUUAUUAUUAUUACUACUAUUAUUAUUAUUAUUAUUAUUAUUAUU
This is a messenger RNA of Octopus bimaculoides (California two-spot octopus), 1134 nucleotides long. Its product is annotated as E3 ubiquitin-protein ligase makorin-2-like. The record is from RefSeq and is a predicted model, not a curated record. Gene Ontology annotation, molecular function: metal ion binding; ubiquitin protein ligase activity. Gene Ontology annotation, biological process: protein polyubiquitination. NCBI's taxonomy places the organism in Eukaryota, Metazoa, Mollusca, Cephalopoda, Octopoda, Octopodidae.